Messenger RNA from Fusarium venenatum, 1428 nucleotides. RefSeq lists its product as uncharacterized. NCBI's taxonomy places the organism in Eukaryota, Fungi, Ascomycota, Sordariomycetes, Hypocreales, Nectriaceae. The record is from RefSeq and is a predicted model, not a curated record. Gene Ontology annotation, molecular function: oxidoreductase activity.
AUGAGACUCUUCAAUUCUGCCAUAAUCCUGGCGUCUUGCAUUUCAACAGCUUCCGCUGCUGUGGCUCACACGUCCACGGUGAAAACCAUCAACGUGGAUGUUGCAAUCAUUGGCGGCGGUGCAUCUGGUAUCCACGCAGCCAUCAACCUCAAAGAUGCUGGUGCAAAGGUUGCCGUGAUUGAGAAACAAGACAAGAUCGGAGGCCAUGCUGAGACAUACAUCAACCCCAAGACAAAGGCGGCUGCCAACAUCGGCGUUGUCAUCUUUGAGAACAGCGAGACUGUCCAAAAAUACUUUGACCGUCUGGGUGUUGACUCUGUCAUCAGCAGUCCUCUCGUCUCUGACAAAGAAACUAAGCAGUAUGACUUUUCUCUCGGCAUCCCCAUUCCCCCUCCAGAUGCAGACACUGCCGCUGCAAAAGCAAAGGCUAUAACCGCCGCGAUACAAGCCUACAGCCAAAACGUCUUGACAAAGUACCCUUGGAUUGAUCAAGGCUAUACUUUUGUUCCCAACCCUGUGCCCAAAGAGCUUCUUCAGCCGUUCUCACAGUUUGCUCAGCAAAACAAUUUCACUGAUCUCCUUUCCCUCAUCUCUCAGUUUGGCUGGUACCCUGGAAACAUCACCACCAUCCCCGCUCUCUAUGGAAUCAAGAAAUUUGGACCUGGUUUGUUGCAGAGUGUCACCAAAGGAUUUAUUGUUCCUAAAUCCGGCAACUCUCGGACUGUCUAUGAAGCUGCGGCUCUUGAGCUCACUAAGGAAAUCUACCUCAACUCGGACGUCAAGAGUGUCAAGAGGAACAAAGAUGGUGUUGUUGUUACUGUCAAACAACAUGGGAAACACAUUACCUUUAAGGCACGCAAGCUUCUUGUUGCAAUCCCUCAGACUCUCAAGAACGUUGGCUCCUUUGAUCUUGCUCCACACGAAAAGACUUUAUUCUCAAAGUUCUCUGCCUACGGCUACGUCGCAGGCGUUGCCAACAUCGCCGGUGUCGAUGUCAACCUCCAAAACGUCGGCGCUUUCACACCAGCCAACACACCUGUCAUCCCUGGAAGCAACGGCUACAAUAUCCCUCCCGGGUUUUCAGAGCAGUUUCUUCUCGGUGUGGCCUUUGACAAUGCCGACUACAGCCUUGCGGACGCUAAGGCUGUCAUUCGAAAGGAACUCACGAAUCUUGCCCGCGCAGGCGCUGUCCCGGCUGGAUCAGCAAAGAAGGUCACAUUUCCUGUGCUCGCCAACCAUGCUCCUUUCGAACUUCAUGUUUGUUCCAAGGAAAUCGGUGAUGGCUUCUUUAGGAAGCUUCUGGAGCUUGAAGGAUCUCGCAACACGUAUUGGACUGGUGCUGCGUUCACUGGUCACAGCAGCGGACUGAUCUGGAAUUGGAAUGAUAAUGUUAUUUUACCCGCUAUGAAGAAGGACUUGGGACUUUAA